CGCGCGGACAUGGCUGCGGCGGCUUCCGCGGCGGCCGCGGGCUGCGCCCGGGCCUGAGUGCCCAGCGCCCUCCCGCGGGGCCGCCCGCCAGUUUGCGCGGUCCGCGGGUGCACAGACCCCGCGCCUCUCUGCUCCCCGACACCCGGGGCCUCCACCUCUCCAGCCUCCCUGGGCCGAAUUGCUGGAGAGCCCGGCGACAGGGGGCGCCAAGGAGCCCGGGGGAAAACCGUGAGGCGCUGGCAGGAGCCUGCAGGCGGUGCUACCCCCACCUCCCACCUCCCCGCGCCCCGCCCCGAGGUUGGGGCUUUGGAGGAUGCAACCGGGAAAAACAUUAAUUUUGGGGCUACGUCCAGAAUAGCAUCAUCUACAUGGGCAUUCCCUCUUCCUACAGUCUCAGAGAAUCUUUGAUAACUACUUGAGAAAAUGCAGAAGAUCUUGCAAACAGAUGACAUUCCCAAUACCCAAGCUCUUAGAAAAGGAAAGAGGAAAAGGACAGAGACAAUGGACUCAGAGAAGGCAAAUAGUGACGUGGAUAAAGGACAGGUCUCACUGAUGUCCUCCACUCUUUUCUCAAGUCCAAGAGACCCAUAUUCAGGAAAUGCCUUUCUGCCUGGUGAGAGCUCCAGUGAGGAUGAAGAGCCUUUAGCAGAAUUGUCAAAGGAGGAAUUGUGCAUGAAAAUAAAAAGCCUGAAACAAAAACUAACAAACACCCGGAAAGAAAACAGCCGACUUCGACAGUCUUUGGUCAUGCUUCAAGUGUUACCACAAGCAGUCACCCAGUUUGAAGAAUUGGUUGGUAUGGCAGAGGCUCUGCUUAAGGGUGGAGGAACCAUGUCCACACCUGCAUCCACCCUAUGGAGAGCAACAAACAACUCCUCACCAGAUUCUUUUGCCUCUACGUGCAGUAAUUCUAACUCUAAUUCCAGUUCACCGAUUUCCUUGAAAGCUGAAGAAGAGCAUCAUACUGAUGAGAAACAGUUCAAGAUUGAAAAAUGGCAGAUUGCCCGUUGUAACAAGAGCAAGCCUCAGAAGUUCAUUAAUGAUUUAAUGCAAGUACUCUACACAAAUGAGUAUAUGGCCACGCACAGCCUGACCGGGGCAAAGUCCUCUACUUCGAGGGACAAAGCCGUAAAACCAGCUAUGAAUCAGAAUGAAGUUCAAGAAAUCAUAGGAGUCACAAAACAGUUAUUUCCCAACACAGAUGAUGUUUCAAUUAGGAGAAUGAUAGGGCAAAAGCUAAACAACUGUACCAAGAAGCCAAAUUUAAGCAAAAAUCUGAACUCUCAGGACAUUAAGUAGAUCCUUUUGGUAUUGUAGGUAACUGAAAUAAAACACCUUCAGUUCUGAAUCUAACACUGGAUUUUGUAGGAGAAUCUGCAACCUCCCUGGCGGUGAGCACAGAGACACAUAGUGACAGGCUGUUUGAGACAUCUGUAAUAUCGCUGGCUCUUGAUGGAGCAACGAGCUUGCUGAAGAAGCUGCAUGUAGAUUCCAUCAUUAAUAUCAGUGAUGCAUCAAACCAGAGAAUUUCUAGCAGUCAAUUAAGCAUGCAAUAUGGUUUCUUGGAAAUAAUGCAUUUUCCCGUCUCCAAAUGUUUCUCUGCACAGCUAACUUAACACAAUAGAACUCAUCAUAGCAACAAAAACUUCAGCCCCUAAGAUUUGUCAUUGUCCUUUCAAUCACUGUACAUUUAUUAUUACCAAUGACUCCCCAUUUUAGUUUUUAGAUCUUUAGCAUAAGCACAUGUUUGGAAAAGUAAACAGUGAAAUAAUCAAUGUUCAUGAAUGUGAGGGAAGCAAAGUUGGCCUAAAAUCUGAUAAUCAUAUCUAACCAAGUAAUGGUGUUUUUGCAAUGAAAUUACAGGAUUAUUCUGUUACCUAAAAAUGUAUAAAAUAAGAAUCCAAAAAAAAAAGGCAGCAAGACCUUUUUAUUUUAAUAUAAAACUAUUCCACUGCACUCCUGAAAAAGAAAUAAACCCAGGUUUUUGUGAGUGUUAAAACAAUGCAUCGAUUUGAAUUUUUUUGUUUGUUUACAUGCUUCUAACUUUUUAUUGCCAAGUACAUUAAAUACAGAUGUGUACUAUAAAACAUAAAUAUCAUCUAAAAUAUCCUAUAUAAGAUAACAUCCUAUGUAUUUGGUUGGUUUUAUUGCUAUACUGCUUGAUUUUAACUGGUUUGAUUUCAUAGUAUCAGAAGAAAAAAGAAUUGAAAACAAAAUCUCAUGGGUUGGAUAAUCACAUAAAAAGAAAAAUACCACUUUGUAAAUGAAUGAAAGAUAAAACAUUCUUCAUCAAGAAGCUUCUCCUGUGAUGUCAGGUUGUCACACAUGACAACUUUGCAAUAACAAGCCAUGCUUCUUCAGUGUACAAGGUCAUGUUUAAACUUGGAAAAGAGGAUGCAUAUAAUAGCUGGAAAGUUCAGAACUGUGGACCCAGGGAACAUUCCAUAAUGCUGCUUGAUAACAAUGUGGUCGUACAAAAUAAAUAUAAUCUGAUUAAGGAAAUAACUUAUAUUAACAUUUGCUACUUUUACUUAAAUAUAAAUAAAUCUCAUUGAAAACAUAAAAAAGUAUUUGCUCGUUUCUUAUUAAGGUAUAAAAUCCAGGGAAAAGAUUGAAACUGAAGAGAGUGCCCAAAAAGCAAUUGAUAUAUAUGUAUGUGUAUAUGUACGCAUGUAUUAUGUAUUCAUGUACAUACAAAUUUAGAAUAUGAUUAAAGUAGAACCUUCAAUAAGCAGGGAAAGGAAGGUUUAUUCAAUGAAUGAUACUGAGUUAACUGGUGAAUGAGAAAUAAUUAUGUUCCUACUUCAAACUAUAUUUCAUAAAAAAUUCCAGAUUAAUAAAAUG
This is a messenger RNA of Zalophus californianus (California sea lion), 2844 nucleotides long. It is a transcript of the gene BEND6, whose product is annotated as BEN domain containing 6. Gene Ontology annotation, biological process: positive regulation of neuron differentiation; negative regulation of Notch signaling pathway. Gene Ontology annotation, molecular function: DNA binding; transcription corepressor activity. The transcript has 8 exons. Gene Ontology annotation, cellular component: nucleus. NCBI's taxonomy places the organism in Eukaryota, Metazoa, Chordata, Mammalia, Carnivora, Otariidae. Bases 424 to 1299 code for a protein of 291 amino acids. The record is from RefSeq and is a predicted model, not a curated record.